AUGUUGUCUGCUUAUGCCAGGUUUAUUGUCCGUCAUUCAUAUUUUUUCCUUUUCACCAUAGUUGUAACCUCCACUAUACUUACUGUCAUUCCACUAAUCUAUCACGAACUGCCUUCAUUCUCCGAUCCAGUGGUUGGGUUCGAAACUAGAGGAACAACUUUAGCGCACCGUUUUAUAGCUUGGGAAAAUCUUAUUGAUGAGACAAGACCUUCAAGAAGGCUGGCUGUAAAUCCUAAAGAAAUAGAGGAUCAGCUACGUAUGAAUCAAACUUAUUAUAACAAUAGACUAAAACAUGACAAAACUAGAUUGGGUCAUAAACACUCGAAGAAAGAGCAUCAUAAGAAGAAAAAGCUCAAUAACAGUACUUUUGCAAAGACUUCAUAUAAUUCGCCAGAACAGAAUACAUCAUUAGAUCAUGUACAUUGGGGAUAUGGAAAAAAUGUUUCCAUUGAAGAUGAAAAUGUAAUUUAUCUAAAAAAUCACACAAGAAAACAAUGGAAAUCACUCAAAAAUAUGCAACAGAAUCCAGACUACUUACAUCAUAAUUAUGCUUCUGGUGUCUGUGGUGCACCAGCUGGAGAUUACGCUCACAUCGUAGUUACAUCCUCAGAUAAUAAAUCUAUGCUUUCAUUUGAAAAUGUAGAGAAGGUUUGUCAAUUGCAGUCAUUGCUUAUUGAAAUAGCUGAAGAUGAUUUCUAUAAACUGUGCCAAAGGUCUGCACACUCAGAAGACAAGUGCUGCCCUAUAUGGAGUGUGCCAAAUUAUAUAGCUUUAAUAUCUGGUAAGAACUCGUGUGAAAAUUUAACUAGGGAAGAUGUUAAAAAUGUUGUAAAUAUUUUAAAGAAGUGUGCAGGUUAUUUUCAUAAUUUCACUCUAAUGGCAUCAUGUGACAGAGAUAGGUGUAGAGUUCCAAAAUAUUGUGCCCAGUAUGACGCUGUGUAUAAUUUGUUAUUCUAUAUAAUAGACUCUGAUGCCUUUUCUCCACCUACAUAUUCUGCGACAUUUGUGAAAAAUGUGAUGAUAUUUCUGCCUUUGCCAACUAGUAGCACUAUAUUGCCAUAUUAUAUGAAACUACAAGAAACUGAUUUAAUAUAUGAUACUCUUUCAAUGCCAGCAAUGGAUUUGGGGUUAAAAAAUGCUUUAUUUGACUUAUGGAUUAUUGAAGAUACUUGGCUCAUGGGACUGGGAGGUCUCUUUGUAUUCUUGUGUGUCUGGGUAUAUACUAAAUCCCUAGUACUAACUAUAUUGCUGUUUACAGCUAUCACUUAUUCUAUUGGCAUAGCAUAUUUUCUCUAUAUAUAUGUUUUCAAUUUGGAAUUCUUUCCAUUCAUGAAUUUAUUAGUUAUAGUUAUAGUGAUCGGAAUUGGAGCUGAUGAUGCAUUUCUUUAUGUCAAAGUUUGGAAAAUGAUAAGUAAACAACUUAUUAGAGAUAAUGUAGUUAGUAAUGAUAAUGGCUUAACAGAUAUUAAAAAUGUUUCAAGUGCAGGUGAGACUAUACUUGUGCAGAUAUUAGAGGAAACUUUGAAACAUUCAAUCACAGCUAUCUUUGUCACUACUUUGACAACUGCGGUUGCAUUUUAUGCCUCAUAUGUGAGUUACAUUCCAGCCAUAAAUUGUUUUAGUGUCUUUGCAGGCACUGCAGUAUUAGUUAACUUUUUGCUUAUGGUAAGUUGGCUGCCAGUAUCAGUAUUUAUAAUAGAUGUAAAAUUAUGUAUAAAUAAAACAGUAUUGCUAGGUGCAAUUAGUAAAACUAUUAAUGAAAUUGGAGAGGAUAUCAAAGUUAUUCUUAACCGAUUUAUUAUCACUUGUAUAAUGAGGUUGCACAUAUUAUUUGUAGUGAUUUUGGGUGCUAUUGGAGUCUGCAGUGUUGUAGUGGUAUUUUACUAUCCCGGACUUCAACUGCCAGAUUCAAAACAGUUUCAACUUUUUCAAACAUCCCACCCUUUUGAGCAGUAUGAUAUGAAUUAUAGAGAAAAAUUUUUGUUUGAAAGAUUUGGCAGUGAUAUCGGAAUUGGGAGCAAAAUGCCUCUGAGAUGGAUUUGGGGUGUCAAAGCCAUUGAUAAUGGCAAUCAUAUGGAUCCAUUUUCGAAAGGUAAACUAAUUUUUGAUGAAAAUUUUAGUAUAUCAAAUCCAAAAUCUCAGGUUUGGUUAUUAGAAUUCUGUGCCAAAAUCAAAAGACAGUCAUUUUAUCAACAAAUGUUAGGUCCACUAUUACCAAAUUGCUUUAUUGAAAGCUUUAAAAUGUAUAUGAGCCGGCGAUGUAUAGAUAAUAUAGACAACAUAAACAGGACACCAUGCUGUGAAUCAUCACAAUUUCCUUAUACCAAAGAAGUAUUUGACUUUUGUAUAAUUAAAGCAGUAGAAUCUCUUUAUCAAACACCUCGUGAAAUUUUUAUGCCAGGAGUUGCAGGUCCUAAAUUUUUGAGAAGUGCCCACCCACCUUCAGUUGCAGCCAUAGUUGUGGAAUAUGAAAGUGUUAUACCAUAUUCAAUGUCUUAUAGAGAAAUGGAUAAAUUCUUUAUUGAAGUGGAAAACUGGACCAGAAAAGAACUAGGCGAUGCACCUCCAGGCAUGAAAUGUGGAUGGUUCCUUUCUGAUCUUCAAUUUUAUGAUCUCCAAGGCACUUUGGCUGGUGGCACUGUGAUAGCGAUGAUGCUUUCGGCUGGUUUAGGUUUCAUUGUCCUAAUACCAUCUACGUUUAGUUGUAUUGUAAGUGUUUCUGCACUACUAGCGAUGAUUUUUUCAUCGACUGUUACGAUAGCUAUACUCGUUUUGAGUGGUUGGAAAUUAAAUGUAUUGGAAAGUGUGGCAAUAUCGACGUCAGCAGGGUUAGCUGUAGAUUUUAGUUUACAUUAUGCCUUGAGUUACACAAAUGCAAGUGGCACAAAGUCUACUAGAGUUAAAUUUGCACUUUCGGCCUCUUCAGGGCCGACAGCGGCCGCAUCAUUAACGAGUGGGUUCGCUGGAAUAUUUCUUUUACGUUCAAAUCUUCUUCCAUACUCCCAAAUCGGCACCUUUUUAACCUUAAUCAUGUCAGUUAGUUGGAUUUAUGCAACAUUUUUCCUUUGCGCUUUACUAAACGUUUUCGGACAAAGUUCUUCGAAAGAUCCACCAACGGAAGAAAGAAAAUCUAUUUCACGUGUAAGUUCUAUUUGUUCUGUUGUACCCAAUUUAGAAAGUCACGAACUAGAACAUUUAGCUGACAGCAAUCGAACAAAUAUUACCCAUUCUCAUAGCCCCUCCAGUGUAAGCGCAACAACUGUUGUGAUUCAUGAUGAUUACGAAAACUCGUUGAGUAAAAUCGAUAAGAAACCUUCUGUUGACUUAAAUAACGAC
Messenger RNA from Brenthis ino (lesser marbled fritillary), 3336 nucleotides. The record is from the annotation of a GenBank genome assembly. NCBI's taxonomy places the organism in Eukaryota, Metazoa, Arthropoda, Insecta, Lepidoptera, Nymphalidae.